AGUGGUUGUCAUGGCGACGCGUUGCGUGCAGAGAAAUCACAUAGUUACGCAGAAGUUUGGGUGACGGCUCUAGUUACUGCAGCACAUAACAUUCAUACUUUUAUGAAGUGAAAUGAGCAGCUGAAGAGACGAGGACACAGAAACUUUGUUUCACAAACGUCAACACUUUAAGACUCUUCAUAUCCGGACCGACAGGAGCUGAGUGUUCUUCAUGGAAAAUAUUACAGAGGAAUCAGACUUCAUGUCAGACAUACCCAAGACUGGUUUUUGUAAUUCACAGUCAGACUGUGAUGAUGGGGAAGUUACAGAUAAAAGACAGGAACCUGUCCUUGAGUCCAUGGAGCAUGAUGUGGAAAAUAGGUCAAGUUCAGCUGAUAUCACAAAACAGACAGAUGACAGCUCCUAUUACAUCACAUGGACAGUUGACAUUGCCCUGGCUGUCCCAAGAUGGGAAGAAGUUGACCUCCCUGAAGCUUCUGAGAAGGCUAACAAAACACAGAAAGAUUCAUCGACUCUUUUGGUGAAAGCCCAUAAAUCUCAGAGCUGCUAUCAUAUUGAAUACAAGUUACCGGGUGAUACAGAGGCAGUCAAAGUGGACAUUGUUGUGUUUGGGCCAGUAGUAAAAAUGUACACAGAAGAAGAGUUCAAGGAGAUUCUGAGGACGUGGCAUGAAGGAGAUCAGACAUGGAUUGGUUGGACACAGAAUUUCAACAUCAAAGUCAACAGGGAAGUGUUGGUCUGUCUACCUUCUUAUAAAAUCAAGCUCCAGAUAUGGAACAGUAUAAAUAAGUUGUCCAAGCAGGCCCGCUAUGACAGACUGAAAGCCUUAAAACUUCCAAAGGAUCAGCCUGAAGACACAAAAGAUGAGUGUGGUGGUAUCAAGGCUUUGGUAAGCAGACUAAAAACAUUAUGUGAGAGGAAGUUAAGCACAUCCAAAAAACUGUCCAAUUCAAGGGGCAGCUCCAAAACAGAAUCUCACAUCCUUCAUGCUUUUGACCUUGAGGAGAUCAAAAAGAUUGGCACAGUCUCAGCUGAAAUCAGUCCCAUUCGUUUGCUGGCAGGUGAGACCUCAGUGACUGAACUCUUCCCGAUCCGUUCAUCUGGUGUAUUUGAGAUCAUGUGCAAUAUCUCUCUGGACAGACCAUUAGUAUCUGACCAACUGAAGGCUGAACUCAAUCCACUGGUCAUCACAAUUUUGUCAGCCACCUCAAUGCCUUCAUCACCCAUCCUUUUCCACGUCCUACAGGACAAAUAUGUGCCUGUAUACUCCCAGUACAAAUUCCAUAACUUGAGCAUGCACAGGACAAACUAUCACAAGCAUGACACUAAAAUCUGCUUCAGAGAUGUGAAUGUAAUCCUGACUGGCUUGAUGAGUCCUGAAGAGCUCAAAGAGUACCUCUCUGGUCCUCCUCUGGAGAUAGAGGUUCAUGAUCGUGACAGAAAGUUGGAAGAAAAAAAAAUUCCAGCAAAGUUAGGCUUGCUGUCACUCCCUGACAUCUUGUGUGCUAUGAAACAGAAGACAACAGUCAGGAACUCUUAUGGCAUUGCAAGCUUAAACCUCUCUGAGCUGCUGCUUGGGAAGAAAAGCCUAAAGGUGUACUUACCAAUCAAAUGCUGCCCUCCUCCUCCACUGCGGGACAGGAAGCAAAGUACAUGGAACAAUGAGAUGACAGACACAGCAGCUAGCAUGGAGCCCAUGCCACAAGGUCGUUAUUUCGAUGCCAAUUCUCAGCUCAAAAUCAAAGUUGAGAUAGCUUGUCCACUCAGCGUUAAGAAUGAUGGUCCAUUUGGGCGCAUCAUCUACCUCUUUGACUACAACAACCUCUCUGUGAUGACCAGGCUUAGGUCAGAGAUCCUCAAAAUCAACGCAUCGGCUUUCCAUCUGGGCUCACCCUCAAUGGAAAAUAUUGAGAAAGCCCUUUCAAAUUACACCAUGAAUUUCAAGCAUGAUGAGAGCGAGGAGCUGGACUUUGUUACAGGAUUCCACGUGCUAGAUAAGAAGACACACAUCUUUGUUCUUGAAGGGCUGAAACAUAAAGCAGUGAAGAGACUUUGGGAGGCUGUUCCUAUGAAGCUAAGUGGGAGUGAAGGAGAGCAGGUGAUAGUCCUCUACAACUCAAGCCUGAGUUUCUUCAAGCGCAUCUAUGACUCAUUAGAUUUGGGCCUGAGAUCUACCCAUUUAUCUGAGUCACUCGAGACCAUCAUGAGACAGCCUCUGAUCUACAUUAGAGGCAAGGUCCUUCAACCAUGCUUCCAAGCUUUGUCAAGGUUAAGCCAGCUUUGUCAAGUAAGGCAACUCAAAGAUGUUGUGCAGUACAACCUCUUCCCCUCAGCUGACAUGAUUCUUAGCAUGAGCAAGGCAUAUGGAACAAAGGCUGAGCAGUGGGAGCAAAAAGUUGGCGCAGGCACUAAGGUGGACGUGACUGCUCUGCCUGUCCGGAUGAAAAGAUGUGCACCGCUCGACAUGCACAACACAGAGUACAUGAAGCAGCUGCCACUCAAACAUUGCAAGGACUAUAUAAAGGACAAUAUUAAAACAGUGCAAGAGGACAGUGAGCGGUUACAGAAGCCAGAGGCUCCUGUGUUCAAGAUUGAACAUUCUGCAGACAGGCCAGCACACAUCUACAGCAUCCAGACCUUCAACUCAAAGGAGCAAGCCAAGGAGCUGCUCCGCAAAGAGAUGACCAAGAUGGUGGGGCGGAGGUUCACCUACUGUCAGCAGUAUCACAGUGCUACAGUGGAGCCAGGAGACGUCACUCCCAAAAAUGACUCCAAUUUUGCUGCAACCUCUAAAGUUUGGUUCACGACCAGAGACGAGCCCAAAGUGCACCCUAAGCACCCAGAUGAAGCUCGAGUGGAGGAGCUGAGGAAGCCAUGGAGAGAGAACAUCCUACAUGCCAACAUACUGACACCCAGUCUUUCACGGGACAUAUGGGCCUCAAGUCGGCGCCAUGAGGACUUUGAACGCUACAGAAAACCUCCUAAUUUCUUCAACUCACCUCCUCUCACCAUUCACUUGACUGGAGAAGCUCUGCAGCAGGAGCAGCGUGAUGCAGGCAGAGCUCAGUACCCAACAGGCAACGGCCCAAUCCUAGAGUUCAAGUGUCACAAGGGAGGAAACUCAGGGAGGAUUGAGGAUAUACUGAAAGACGAGCCGAAGAAGUAUUCGCUGAGGAAACGAGGCAUGAGGCUGAAGCCUUUGCCUCAACAGUAUGUGAUGAAUUUCAGCAGCGACCAAGCAGAGGAAAAGAAGAGUGUGGCUCUGGCUCCAGGCCCCUGUAUGGACUGCAGCCUCAGCAGCAAAAACAACGCCAUCGCCAGACACGUCUCUCCCUCCAACAUUGUAUUCAGUACGGAGCGUUCAUUCCUGCACAAGCGGAGCGCCCCGCCUCUGACAGACGAGGAGAGGAGUAUCUUCACCUUUCAGCAGUGUCUCACAUAAAGACGCAUACACCAGUCCGGCCUUUCAGGAAU
Molecule: messenger RNA, 3474 nt
Organism: Larimichthys crocea (large yellow croaker)
Lineage: Eukaryota; Metazoa; Chordata; Actinopteri; Sciaenidae
Gene: cfap92
Product: cilia and flagella associated protein 92 (putative)
Exons: 16
Coding region: 212-3442 (1076 amino acids)
Source: RefSeq, a predicted model, not a curated record